This is a messenger RNA of Acanthopagrus latus (yellowfin seabream), 4925 nucleotides long. RefSeq names its product extracellular calcium-sensing receptor-like. The transcript is spliced from 17 exons. Bases 1 to 3609 code for a protein of 1202 amino acids. Gene Ontology annotation, biological process: G protein-coupled receptor signaling pathway. Gene Ontology annotation, molecular function: G protein-coupled receptor activity. NCBI's taxonomy places the organism in Eukaryota, Metazoa, Chordata, Actinopteri, Spariformes, Sparidae. The record is from RefSeq and is a predicted model, not a curated record. Gene Ontology annotation, cellular component: membrane.
AUGCAUAAGGCAGGAGAUGUUGUUCUAGGUGGGACGUUUCGGAUCCACUUCUUCUCUGUGCUUCCUGACCUAUCUUUUACCUCAGACCCACAGCAGCCUACCUGCCACGGUUUUGAUGUUGUAGGAUUUAGGAGGGUCCAGACCAUGGCCUUUGCAAUUGAUGAGAUCAACAGGAACUCCAAUCUGCUACCUAAUGUGACUCUGGGAUACAGUCUUUACGAUAACUGUGUCAAACUAGGGAUCGCAUUUCGUGCAGUAUUAUCCGCAGUCAGUGGUAAAGAGGAGCAGAUUAUAUUAGAUGAGACCUGUGCAGGAACCCCUCCAGUCAUAGGGAUUGUGGGUGAUCCUUUUUCUACGCAUUCCCUUGCCAUCUCCUCUGUCUUAGGUUUGUUCAAAGUACCUAUGGUGAGUUAUUUUGCCACAUGUGCCUGUCUGAGUGACCGGCAGAAGUUUCCAUCCUUCUUUAGGACGAUUCCAAGUGAUGCUUUCCAGGUGAAGGCUAUGAUUCAGAUCCUGAAGCGUUUUGGCUGGAGUUGGGCAGGUCUGCUGGUCAGUGAUGAUGACUAUGGACUCCAAGCUGCUCGAUCCUUGCAAUCUGACCUGGCACACUCUGGUGGAGGUUGUCUUGCCUACUUAGAGGUGCUGCCAUGGGGCAAUGACCCAGAUAAACUAAGAAGGAUCGUGGAUGUGAUGAAGAAAUCCACUGCUCGUGUGGUCAUUGUGUUUGCACAUGAGAGUUACAUGAUGAACCUCAUGGAAGAGGUGGUGAGGCAGAAUGUGACAGACCUGCAGUGGAUAUCCACUGAUGCCUGGACAACUACUACCGUCUACCAGACCCCGGACCUCAUGCCGUACCUGGCUGGCACACUUGGCAUUGCCAUCCGUCGAGGAGAAAUACCAGGCUUCAGGGAAUUCCUUCUACAAAUGCUUCCUGACCUACACCAUAACAACAGCUAUGGAAAUAGUAUGGUAAACCAGUUUUGGGAAUUCACAUUUCAAUGUAGAUUUGCACCACCUCCAUCAGGUUGGAUAGAGGCUGGGGGAACAUUAUGUACUGGACAGGAAAAGCUAGAGGAUGUGGAGACUGAGUUGUUGGAUGUUUCUGAUCUCAGGCAGGAGUAUAAUGUGUACAAGGCUGUGUAUGCGCUGGCCCAUGCCCUUAAUGACAUGCUGCAGUGUGAACCAGGGAGAGGGCCUUUCAGCGGGCACAGCUGUGGCAAUUUGAAAGAACUGGAGCCAUGGCAGCUACUGUAUUACUUGGAAAAGGUCAACUUCACCACAACAUUUGGUGAUCAAGUGUCAUUUGAUGAGAAUGGUGAUCCCUUAGCGAUCUAUGACGUCAUGAACUGGCUGUGGCUCCCUGAUGGAACAACUAAAGUUCAAAAUGUGGGUGAGGUCAAGAGGUCAGCCUUCAGAGGUGAAGAACUCACAAUUGAUGAAGACAAAAUCUUCUGGAACUUCGAAUCAAAAAAGCCACCCCAUUCAGUGUGCAGUGAAAGCUGUCCUCCAGGUACCCGCAUGGCCAGAAAGAAAGGGAAACCUGUGUGCUGUUUUGACUGCAUCCCUUGUUCUGAGGGGGAGAUCAGCAAUAAAACAGAUGCCAUGGAAUGCACCAGCUGCCCAGAGGACUUCUGGUCCAGUCCCCAGCGUGACCGCUGUGUUCCUAAGAAAACAGAGUUUCUCUCCUACCAUGAGCCUCUGGGUAUCGGCUUGACAGCUGCCUCCUUGCUGGGCACAUGUAUGUGUGCUGUUGUCCUGGGCAUCUUUAUUUAUCAUCACAGAACACCUAUAGUGAGUUACUUAGCCACAUGUUCUUGUCUAAGUGACCGACAGAAGUAUCCAUCCUUCUUCAGGACGAUCCCAAGUGAUGCUUUCCAGGUGGUGAGACAGAAUGUGACAGGCCUGCAGUGGAUAUCCACUGAAGUCUGGACAACUGCUACUGUCUUCCAAACCCCUGACCUCAUGCCAUACCUGGCUGGCACACUUGGCAUUGCCAUCCGUCGAGGAGAAAUACCAGGCUUCAGGGAAUUCCUUUUACAAAUGCUUCCUGACCUACACCAUAACAACAGCUAUGGAAAUAGUAUGGUAAACCAGUUUUGGGAAUUCACAUUUCAAUGUAGAUUUGCACCACCUCCAUCAGAUUGGAUAGAGGCUGGGGGAACAUUGUGUACUGGACAGGAAAAGCUAGAGGAUGUGGAGACUGAAUUGUUGGAUGUUUCCGAUCUAAGGCAAGAGUAUAAUGUGUACAAGGCUGUGUAUGCUCUGGCCUAUGCCCUUGAUGACAUGCUGAAGUGUGAACCAGGGAGAGGGCCUUUCAGUGGGCACAGCUGUGGCAAUUUGAAAGAACUGGAGCCAUGGCAGCUAGUGUAUUACUUGGAAAAGGUCAACUUCACCACAACAUUUGGUGAUCAAGUGUCAUUUGAUGAAAAUGGGGAUGUGUUAGCAAUCUAUGAUGUCAUGAACUGGCUGCAGCUCCCUGAUGGAAGAAUUAAAGUUCAGAAUGUGGGUGAGGUCAAAGGCGAAGAACUCAUAAUUGAUGAAGACAAAAUCUUCUGGAACUUCAAAUCAAAAAAGCCACCGCGCUCAGUGUGCAGUGAAAGCUGUCCUCCAGGUACCCGCAUGGCCAGAAAGAGAGGGAAACCUGUGUGCUGUUUUGACUGCAUCCCUUGUUCUGAGGGGGAGAUCAGCAAUACAACUAAUGCCAUGGAGUGCACCAGCUGUCCUGAGGACUUGUGGUCCAGUCCCCAGCGUGACCACUGUGUUCCUAAGAAAACAGAGUUUCUCUCCUACCACGAGCCUCUGGGUAUCGGCUUGACAGCUGCCUCCUUGUUGGGCACAUGUAUGUGUGCCAUUGUUAUGGGCAUCUUUAUUUAUCAUUAUAGCACACCCAUAGUACGCGCAAACAAUUCAGAACUGAGUUUCCUGCUCUUGGUGUCACUUAAACUUUGUUUCCUGUGCUCACUGCUGUUUAUUGGCUACCCUAGACUGUGGACAUGCCAGCUGAGACAUGCAGCAUUUGGGAUCAGCUUUGUGCUUUGUGUCUCAUGUAUUCUGGUUAAAACCAUGGUGGUUCUGGCUGUGUUCAAGGCCUCCAAGCCAGGAGGUGGCACCAGUCUGAAGUGGUUUGGUGUUUUGCAGCAGAGAGGGACAGUUAUUGUUCUCACUUCUGUUCAGGCAGCCAUCUGCACUGCAUGGAUUGUAUCUGCCUCCCCAACUCCUUAUAAAAACACUCAAUACUACAAUGAUAAGAUUGUUUAUGAGUGUGCAGCUGGGUCCACAAUUGGUUUUGCAGUGUUACUGGGCUAUAUCGGCUUAUUGGCUUUACUCAGUUGUCUGAUUGCAUUUAUAGCGAGGAAUCUUCCGGAUAGUUUCAAUGAGGCUAAUCUUAUCACCUUUAGCAUGCUGAUCUUCUGUGCUGUGUGGGUGGCCUUUGUCCCUGCUUAUAUCAGCUCACCAGGCAAAUAUGCAGAUGCAGUGGAGGUAUUUGCCAUCCUGGCCUCCAGUUUUGGUCUCUUGCUGGCACUGUUUGGACCAAAAUGUUACAUAAUCCUGCUGAGACCAGAGAGGAACACAAAGAAGGCAAUCAUGGGUCGGGGAAUCCAGACCUAGUAACUGCACUUAUUUUCACGAGAUAGAUGAAUACCUUUUCUGUAUACAUUACAAAAUACGUCAACUUGACUUAUUUUAACAUUAAUGCCAAAGUUCACUUAUGUCACGUUUGUAAUUUAUAUCAUGCAUGUAAUGUACAGAACUCUCUAGAAGAAAAUGAAAUUAAUAUGAAAUGUACUCCCACUUAGAUAAAGUCAUUCUAUAGCAUCUGCUAUAAUCACAGAUGGGUUUUCUUCUGUGUUACUUGAUAGCCUGUUGUGUUUAAUGUUCUGUAGUUUCACUCUCUUGCAGGGUCAUUUGUUUCUCAGUUUGAUAAAACUGUGCCUAAAGUCAAACCCCUUCAGUGCACAUCUGGUUACUACUUCAGGCAUUCCUUGUAGGCUGAUGUUUUUACAGACACUAACAUAUAGCUACAUGCAUCCACAAUGCUCAGACCACUAACACUACAUCAGUAGAUGCUAUAUCCUCUUGCCACUAUUCCUACCAUGUAUUCAAAAACUACAUUUGACUGGAAUUCCUCAUCAGAAGUAUGGAAUUGUGUUCAGCCAGCCAAAGAAGGUGUGACCUGAAGUAGCACAGGACAUGUGUGAUAUCUCUCUUAUUUAUAAUACAGUUAUGUUGUAAUGUGUUGCAAUAACCUCUAAGAAGGUCUAUUAAAAUGCUAAUAGUGGAACAUAACAUUUUUGGCAGCUUCCAUAUCCUAAUCAUACUGAUUUACAAUAUUGCCCUACUUCAAACAUACAGUUCAAAGAAAAAAUAGAUUGGAACACAUAUUGUUUCAUGUCUCAUGUUCUCAUUGUCAGCCUCGAAUGAAAUUAAAGGCCCACCCGACUUUGGGUGGUGCUUAAGAUUAAACAAUUCUGAAAGUCAAUAAAAGAGGUUGACUGUCAUGUUCUGUCAGACUGUGGUGGAUCUUUUGUGCUUGGUAUUUUCUUUUUCUGUUGUGCUUGCAGAGGACCACUGAGAGGCUGGGUGGAGCCUUCCACUCACCAGAGCUACUGACACAUGCUCACCUGCUGCAGUGUCUCCAGCUCCAGCAGCCCAUCUCUCCACCUCUCUGCAGUCAACAGCCUUACCCUGUGCUCACCAGAGUUUCAACUCACCACAGUAACCACCAGUGUGCAUGAGCACACCUCUCCUCCUUCUCCACACUCCUAGAUGAUUCCAUGGAGUGCAACAGUUGCCCAGAGGACUUCUGGUCCUGCGUCCAGUGUGACUACUGUGUUCCUAAGAAAACAAAGUUUCUGUCCUACCAUGAGCCUCUGGGUAUCUCCUUGACAGCUGGCCCAUUGCUUGGCAAAUGUAUGUGCGUGCUA